AAGCUGCCCUAUGGGCAUUUUGGUCUGAUAAUAACUCUUUUGAGAAAGGUGUACUUGCUGCUGUGAAUCUCGGUGAUGAUACUGAUACAACGGCUGCCAUUUAUGGGCAAUUAGCUGGUGCAUACUAUGGAUACAAAGAACUUCCUAGAAAAUGGGUAGAACAUGUAUAUGCUAAGGAAUUCAUAUUAAACUUGAGUAAAUGGAUAGUACAAGAAGGAAAAGACUGGAAACAAACGAAUGUAAUUCUUCCAUCUCAUUCGUUUUCAGUUGAUAAACCUGCAUCGAAUGAAAUAGAAACACCAUGUGCUCGACGUACGCCUAGAUCGAAUUCAACUUUGCCAUCACAAGAAAAUGAAAGAUACUUGAAUGAUUCGGCUAGUAAUCGAAAUUUGCCUGAUUGUGAUAACACCACUGAACCGGAGUUAUUGAAUCAACCUCCAAUGCUGGACAGUGAUGCAAGUACAACAUGCACACAGUCAAAUCAAGACGCUGCCAAUGUCGUUAUGACUUCGAAAGAUACCUUGCAUUUAUAA
Rotaria sp. Silwood2 is the source of this 533-nucleotide messenger RNA. The record is from the annotation of a GenBank genome assembly. NCBI's taxonomy places the organism in Eukaryota, Metazoa, Rotifera, Eurotatoria, Philodinida, Philodinidae.